AUGAAUUUUAGUAGAAUCGAUUUAUUUUCAAGCUCUUUCAAUUUUAAUAUAGGAGGAUCAAAUAUCUAAAGAGGAACAAUAGCUGGAGCACUUUUCACAAUAAUUGUUAUAGCGUUAACUCUUUCAUACUUUAUUUACUUAAUUGAGUUAUACUUCAGCAAUAAAAUUGAACCUCUUUAUAGGGCUUAAAAUAUCAUAAAUAAUUAAACCCAAUAGUUAGAUAUAAACUCAAAUAGUUAUGCAAUUAAGAUUAAUUAUCUCUUCCCUACAGUUAAACAGUAAAAAUAUACUUAUUCAGCAAUAUUGGGCACUUAUAAAAACGAUACAGAUGCACAUUAGGUAAGUAUUACCACAAAAAAUUGUGAAGACCCAAAUUUAGGAGAAUAGUUUGAAUGUCUUGAUUAAAUUUAGUUUUUAGAUGAUAAUUUAAAAAAAGAUAUAUAGAAUUUUGAUUACAAUUACAAGUUAGCUCAAAUUAGCAUAUAUAUUUUAAGUUGUUAAGAUUAAGAUGAAUCACAAGAACAAAAUUGUGCUAGCUAAUAGGAGAUAGAUAAAGUGAAAACUACAAUAAAAGAUGGUUUAUUUAUUUAAUAAGAAUCAAGCUUUACAAUGCCUUUUAAUUACAAUAUUGAUAAUUAAAACUUAAAUAGAUAAUUUAUAAAUGAAAAACUGGGAUUUGGUCCAUAUAGCAUAGUUAAUUUUUAAAUAGAUUAGAUUUAUUCAUAAAUAUCAAUUCAAUACCCAACAAUUCCUUCAGUUCUAGCUUUAGUUAAUAGCGUAUUUAAUUUGUUAGUCAUUUUAGGUUUCUUUUUGAAGAUUACAUCUUAAAGUUCUUUGAAGGAAGAUUUCUUUGUGAUUUUGAUAAAGAAUGUUUACUAAGACAUUUAUCAAUAGAUUUUAUAAUUAAAUGACUUAAAAAAGUCUAAUUCUACUAUAGGCUAGUAAACUAAAUCAUUUAUUAGCAAUGAAAUUUUUGAUUAAAAAGGAGAUUCUGAAUUGAAAACUACUUAGGAAAAUACAAAAUUGAAAAUUGAAAAUAUAGGUCCUAAAUUAAGCUAGUCUGAUUAGUUAAAAUAAAAAGACGGCAACCAAUCUUUGAUAUUUUCAAAAGAUUGUUUUGAGGAAAGAAAUAACGGUUAAUAAGAAUAAGGAUUUAAAAUCUUAAGGUUUAGAUAAAUAGCGUAAGCAAAAAAUUGA
Molecule: messenger RNA, 1197 nt
Organism: Tetrahymena thermophila SB210
Lineage: Eukaryota; Ciliophora; Oligohymenophorea; Hymenostomatida; Tetrahymenidae
Product: AMP-binding enzyme family protein
Exons: 4
Source: RefSeq, a predicted model, not a curated record